Molecule: messenger RNA, 1038 nt
Organism: Acanthosepion pharaonis
Lineage: Eukaryota; Metazoa; Mollusca; Cephalopoda; Sepiida; Sepiidae
Source: the annotation of a GenBank genome assembly
AUGGCGAAAGAACCGCUCGUAAAUAACUUUGAAGUUCCCUCAUGGGCAGGUAAACCACCAUCAGGGCUUCAUUUGGAUGUGUUAAAGGAAGGAAAAAUGAUUCAGAAACUUAUGAUAGAUGAAAAAAAAUGUUACUUCUUUGGUAGAAACAAACAGCUUUGUGACUUUUGUAUUGAUCAUGCAUCCUGUUCUCGAGUUCAUGCUGCCCUUGUAUGGCAUAAACACCUUGCUCGCCCUUUCAUCAUGGAUCUUGGCAGCACUCAUGGCACAUAUAUUGGCCAUAUCCGACUUGAAUCAAAGAAACCCCAGCAAGUUCCUAUUGAUAGUGAAAUACAUUUUGGUGCUUCAACGCGAAUAUAUAUGAUCAGAGAACGUCCACAGCCUGUCAGUAAUCUUGGGGGUUCUGAAGAAAUGGAAAAGAGAAAUGAUGACAUUGAAGGUGGACUCUUAGGACUUCCUGAAUCAGAAACAGAAUUAGAUAAUUUGACUGAAUUUAACACAGCUCACAACCGUAGAAUAGCUUCCCUUGUAGAUAUUCCUGAUCAUAGUGUACCAAAUCCUUUGAAGAGAAAACGGAAAAGUACACAUGUUAUAUUCAGAGAUGAAGAUGAGAUUAUUAAUCCAGAAGACAUUGAUCCAACAGUGGGCAAAUUCAGGAAUUUGGUUCAGACUUCAAUCAUCCCAAGCAAACGAAGCAAAGUGGAAGCAAGCACUGGUUCCAGCAACAUGGGAGUGGAACCUUCAAAGCGCUCAACCAAUUUUCCUUUCAAUACUCCCAGCUUAUAUGGUGAUCUGCCUCCAGGAGGCACCACAGAUGGUCAAAUUGGUGGGACUGGUUCAUACAGCAUAGCUGCAAAGUUAGGAUUGCCUAUCCCCAACCUUGCUCCAAAUUUAGAAGAGGAGGAGACAGUUGUACCUGUUGUAAAGCCAAAUCCAGUUGUGCUAAAUGCAGAAGAAAGUACAAAGGAACCCAAAAAGAAGAAGUAUGCAAAAGAGGCUUGGCCUGGAAAGAAACCUCUGCCUACACUGCUUGUCUAA